AUGGUUCGGCGCAAGUGCCUGGAGCGGGCGGCCUUCUUCGGCAUUGUCGCCAACUUGGUGCUCUACCUCAACAGCAGCACCUUCAACUGGGGCGGGACCCAGGCGUCCCGCGCCUCCCUGCUCUUCCUGGGGGCAUCCUACCUGCUCUCGCCCAUCGGCGGCUGGCUGGCGGAUGUCUACCUGGGCCGCUACGGCACUGUGGCCCUGAGCUUCUUGCUGUACCUCCUGGCAGCUUGCCUGCUGCCCACCAUGGCCUCACUUGAUGGGCGCCUCUCCCUGUGUGGGCAGAUGUCCUCCUACUCCAUCCAAAAUUGCUCCGUGAAUGACACUGGGAUGUGCCCAGGGCAGCCCCAGUACCAGUACUGUGCCCCCGUGGUCUACUCUGGCCUCCUGCUCUUGGCUCUGGGUGUCAGCUCUGUCAGGGCCAACCUCACCUCUUUCGGCGCUGACCAGGUGACUGACCGGGGUGAGGACACCACACGGCGCUUCUUCAACUGGUUCUACUGGAGCAUCAACAUCGGGGCUGUCUUCUCCCUCCUGGUGGUGGCCUUCGUCCAGCAGAACAUCAGCUUUCUGGCCGGCUACCUUAUCCCUGUUGCCUGCCUGGCCUUGGCCCUCCUCAUCUUCCUCCUGGCCACCCCCACCUUUGUUACCAAGCCCCCCACGGGCAGCCAAGUCUCUAUCAUGAUCAAACUGGCCUUGCAAAGCUGCGGCUGCACCUGGCUGGGGGGCACCAGGACCAGGCUGAGCACUCGCUGGUCACAGGCUGGGGCCAGGGAGCCUUUCCCCAACAGCAGACCACAGCCCGGGGCUCCAACACAUGAGGAGGACCUUGCCAACUUCCAGGUGAUGGCCAAGAUCCUGCCCAUGAUGCUGACUUUAAUCCCUUACUGGAUGGUCUACUUCCAGAUGCAGUCGACCUAUUACCUGCAGGGCCUGCACCUCCACAUCCCUAGCAUCUUCCAGCAUGGCCAGACCCAUGCCAGCACCACCCACAACUACAUGUUCCCAGAUGCCUGGCUCCUGCUGGCCAAUGUAGUGGUCUUACUGGCUUUGGUGCCACUGAAAGACCGUGUCAUUGACCCCUUCCUGGUGAGGCGGAAGCUGCUGCCAUCAGCGCUCAAGCGGAUGUCCCUGGGCAUGUUCUUUGGCCUCGCCUCCAUCCUCACAGCAGGUGUCCUGGAGAGGGAGCGGCUGCAGUAUGUGCAUCGCAACCAGACUGUCUCACAGCGCAUUGGCAAGGACAGUUACCUGGCCGCCUCGCUGCCUAUCUGGUGGCAGAUCCCCCAGUACCUGCUCAUCGGCAUCAGUGAGCUGUUUGCCAGCAUCCCGGGCCUUGAGUUUGCCUACUCUGAGGCCCCCAAGUCCAUGAAAGGAGCCAUCAUGGGUCUCUUCUUCUUCAUCUCUGGGGUGGGCUCGCUCCUGGGCUCUGGACUUUUGACCCUCCUCUCACUGCCUUCCCAUGGGUGGAUGCACUGCCCAGAGGACUAUGGGAAUAUUAACAACUGCCGCAUGGACUAUUACUUCUUCCUGCUGGCGGGCAUCCAGUCAGUCACCUGCCUCCUCUUUGCUUGGAUCUCCAUGCACUAUGAAAAACAGCCACGGCAGCCCAGCACUUGCCACCAUUGCAUGGAGCAGGAGGAAGACUGACACCAUGAGAGGUGAC
Struthio camelus australis is the source of this 1666-nucleotide messenger RNA. RefSeq names its product solute carrier family 15 member 3 (gene SLC15A3). Gene Ontology annotation, biological process: dipeptide import across plasma membrane. The record is from RefSeq and is a predicted model, not a curated record. Lineage: Eukaryota; Metazoa; Chordata; Aves; Struthioniformes; Struthionidae. Gene Ontology annotation, molecular function: dipeptide transmembrane transporter activity. Gene Ontology annotation, cellular component: lysosomal membrane.